Dovyalis caffra is the source of this 2184-nucleotide messenger RNA. The record is from the annotation of a GenBank genome assembly. NCBI's taxonomy places the organism in Eukaryota, Viridiplantae, Streptophyta, Magnoliopsida, Malpighiales, Salicaceae.
AUGGAAAGGAAAGGCAUAGAUGAAGUGGAAGUGAAUGAUAUAAUCAAGGCAGGUUUAUGCAUUGAAGAGGCCAAAGAAUUUCACGAAAUCCUCAAAGAAACAAUUGGUGCUGUUAAAGGGUCAGACCUUAGAGAGUUGUGGCAAAAGCUGGUGGCUAAAAGAGUGCUAAAGCCAUGGCAUCCACAUGGUUUGCACCAACUGGUUUACUACUCUGUCUAUGCUCACUGGGAUUCCACCACCAAUGGACCUCCUCUUUACUGGUUCCCUUCUCUGGAUCAGUCAAAACAUACAAACCUGGGAAGGAUCAUGGAAGUUCAUGGUCCGAGGCUUUUAGGGACUUCGUACAAGGACCCUAUUUCAAGUUUUAGCCUCUUUCAGAAAUUCACGGUUCAACAUCCUGAGGCUUAUUGGUCAAUUCUUCUGAAAGAGCUUCCGGUUGAAUUUCGUGAACCGCCAAGGUGCAUUCUGGACACCACUGACAAAUCAAAACCUGGAGGAACUUGGCUUCCAGGUUCAGUUUUGAAUAUUGCCGAAUGCUGUUUACAGCCCUGUCGACAUCCUAGGAAAAAUGAUGAUGGUUUGGCUGUCAUAUGGAGAGAUGAAGGCUGUGAUUCCCAACUUAAUUGUAUGACAUUGCAAGAACUUCGCGAACGAGUAAUGUUGGUUGCUAAUGCAGUGGAUGCCGCAUUUUCGAAGGGUGAUGCAAUUGCAGUUGACAUGCCGAUGACUGUCAAUGCGAUAAUAAUAUAUUUUGCGAUUAUUCUAGCAGGAUGUGUUGUUGUAUCCAUUGCUGACAGCUUUGCAGCAACGGAAAUCGCCACUCGUUUGCGUGUGUCUAAUGCAAAGGGUAUCUUUACUCAGGAUUUUAUACUGAGAGGGGGACGAAAAUUCCCCUUAUACAGUCGAGUCGUAGAAGCUGCUGCGCAUAAAGCUAUUGUGCUCCCUGUGAGUGGGAAAGAUGUAGGCAUUAAAUUAAGAGAACAAGAUCAAUCUUGGGGAGAUUUCCUUGCCAGUGUCAAACACCUUCAAAGACCAAAUCAUUUCUCUCCGGUUUAUAAUCCGAUAGACUUUCCGACUAACAUACUCUUUUCAUCUGGAACCACAGGAGAACCAAAAGCUAUAUCAUGGACACAGCUUUCGCCAAUUCGAGCAGCUAACGAUGGAUGGGCUUACGUUGACCUUCAAGUUGGAGAUGUUUUCUGCUAUCCUACAAAUUUAGGAUGGGUAGCAGGACCAAUUGUGCUUUAUGAAGCCUUUCUAAGUGGUGCAACUUUUGCUCUAUAUCAUGGAUCUCCUCUUGGCCGUGGUUUCGGAAAAUUUGUUCAGGAUGCUGGAGUGACUAUUUUGGGCACAAUUCCAACUAUUGUAAAAGCUUGGAAGAGUACAAAUUGCAUGGAAGGCUUAGAUUGGACAAAGAUAAGAUCCUUUGUUACUGCUGGAGAAGCCUCCGAUGUUGACGAUGGCCUUUGGCUUUCUUCAAGAGCUUAUUACAAGCCCAUUAUUGAAGUUUGUGGAGGCACAGAGCUUGCAUCAAGCUACCUCCAAGGAACUCCACUGCAGCCACAAGCCUUUGGAGCAUUAAGCACUGCCUCUAUGGCUACCGGCGUUGUCAUCCUUGAUGACAACGGAGUUCCUUACCCAGAUGAACAACCUUGUGUUGGUGAGGUGGGCUUAUUUCCUUUAAUCAUGGGAGCAUCAGAUAAAUUGCUUAAUGCCGAUCAUGACAGAAUUUACUUCAAGGGAAUGCCAAUGUAUAAAGGAAUGCAACUCAGGAGACAUGGAGAUAUCAUCAAGAGAACCGCUGGAGGCUAUUUCAUUGUACAAGGCAGAGCUGAUGACACUAUGAAUCUUGGUGGCAUUAAGACAAGUUCCGUCGAAAUCGAGCGUGCGUGUAACGAUGUUGAUCAAAGCGUAGCGAUAACUGUUGCAAUUAGUGUAACACCAGUAUAUGGAGGUCCAGAAGUCCUUGUAAUGUUUGUUGUACUGAAGGAAGGAUAUAAUUCAAAACCAGAAGAAUUGAAGAAGAAAUUUACCAGAGCCAUACAGACCAACCUCAAUCCUUUGUUUAAGGUAUUCCUUGUCAGGAUUGUUCCUGAUAUUCCUAGAACUACUUCUAACAAGUUAUUAAGGAGGGUUUUAAGGGAUCAAAUGAAGGAGGAGUUGUCUGUUCGAAGUAAGAUAUAA